UCUCUCUCUCCACUCUAAUCCUGGUUAAAUGGACUGAGCAACCUAGCUCUCCUGCAUUUCUCUCAGAAUGGAGUCUGUGCUGAAAUAUCUGGACUGCACCUCAGUGGGCUUGGCCCUGCUAGGUGGUCUGCUCACUCUGCUUUUGUUAGAGAUCUUCAGGUUGAAUUCGUCAAGGAGCCGCUACCCACCAGGACCCAAACCACUGCCCUUUGUGGGUAACCUGCCCCAGCUCUCAAAAGAUCAAAUGGCCUUCAUCAGAUCGUUACCGAAAUAUGGUGAGAUGUGCUCCAUAUACCUCGGCAGGAAGCCAACGAUCAUACUGAACAACAUGCAGCUUGCAAAGGAAGUUUUUGUUCAGAAUGGGACCGUGUUUUCUGGGAGGCCACUUCAGCCUUUAACAAAAUGGAUCACCAAAGGCUAUGGUAUUAUUACAGCCAAUUAUGGUCACUCUUGGAGGCAGCAGCGCCGCUUUGCUCUUCACACGCUGCGUGACUUUGGUCUGGGAAAGAAAACUGUUGAGGAGCGCGUAGCUGAGGAGGCGCAUUACCUCAUCAUGGAGAUGCUCAAACAAGAAGGAAAACCUUUUUAUCCCAUCCACCAAUUUAUGAAUGCAGUUUCCAACAUAAUCUGCUCCAUCAUCUUUGGAGACCGCUUUGAGUACGACAACAAGCGCUUCGCUAAGCUGCUUGAAAUGCUGAAUGAAAACGCUCAGUUUGUUGGAUCAUCUGCAGCUCAGAUUUUCAACUUGGUCCCCAUUAUCAAAUAUUUUCCAGGGCCACAUCAAAAGAUAUGGCAUAACGUUGAAGCCUUAAAAAAAUUUAUCCUUGAAAUUGUGGAGGAGCACAAGAAGACUCUGGAUGCAGACAAUCCCCGAGACUUCACUGAUGCCUAUCUGAUCGAGAUGACCAAGCAAGAGUCAAAGGAGGAAACCACAUUCCAUAUGGAAAACAUGAUGAGGUCGAUCCUUGACCUGUUCAUAGCUGGGACAGAAACUACAUCGACCACCCUCAGAUGGGGCCUCAUUUACAUGAUGGACCACCCUGACGUGCAAGAGUGCUGUCAUGAAGAGAUCAUUCGGGUGCUGGGUUUUGACCGCUGUCCUUGCAUGGAAGACCGCCCACAGCUCCCAUACACUUGUGCCACUGUUUAUGAGAUCCAACGCUAUGCUAGCAUUGUUCCUAUUGGCUUGAUUCACAAAAACACACAACCAGCACUGCUACGAGGAUACCACCUGCCCAAGGGAUAUGAGAUCCUGGUCAACUUAACGGCCAUCAUGACUGACAAAAAUCACUGGAAGUAUCCAGACACGUUCAACCCAGAGAACUUUCUGGAUGAGAAGGGACAGUUCUGCAAAAACGAUGCCUUUCUGCCGUUUUCUCUGGGUCCGAGGGUGUGUCUGGGUGAGUCUCUGGCAAAGAUGGAGCUCUUCAUCUUCUUCACCUCUCUGCUCCAGCGCUUAAAGUUCUCAUGGCCUGCUGGAGCUCCACGCCCAAACAUGGACGGCACUUUUAGCGUGGUUCAUUCUCCAUACACCUUCAAUACAAUCUGCUGCAGCAGAGAGACCACCCACUGAAUCAAGUUUACCCUUUACUUGUCAGUGACAUCACCCCAGGAGAAGUUCCUCUUCUUUAACACAUCUAAUCAGUCUCAACAAGAACACAUUAUCAAGCUCUUUCUUCAUACUCAGACCAGUCAGGGGAAAAUGUACAAGGCAUGACGUUCUACCAAAAUAAUACGCACAAUAGUUUAAUAGGUUUAAAAUGAAAGUUAAAAAAGGCCAAUUCUGUACUUACACUGGGGUCCAAAUACUACAACCACAUUUGAAAUCAGGGAUUUUUUCAUAUAAAUUUGGAAAUAAAGUACAAAGCAUUUUUUGGAUUUUAAGUUCAAGUUUUGGUUUAAAACAAAGAAAAGUUGUGACAUAAAAUAUAAAAAGAUAAAUACAGGAUUCUGCACUUUUGAUUUAUUAUUGAAGUUUUAAGAAAAAUCAAAAGUAAAAUAGACACCAAUGCUCAGUUAAAGGUUGGAUACAAUAUUGAUAUGUAAUAUACAAAUAAAGGAGCUCUGUAAAAUGUUUUAUUGUAGCUACUGCUUAAUAAAGUAGUACAUUUUGCUACGUUACUAGUACUAUUAAAUAUAAAUUUUAUUUAAAGUGCCAGUUAAUUAGUGUAACACAGAGCAAGGAGGUGGACGCAUAUGCAGAGAUAAGCGACUUUAUUAAGGGCAAAGCCAGGGUCAUGGUCGAGACAGUCCAGGUUCAAGUGACCAAUACGUACAGGAGAAGGGACAGACAUUAUGUAUAACAGGUACACAAACAACUGGGCCAGAAGAAAAACAUGCAUCAAACCUCAAACAACAACAAAGACCAGCAAAGACGAGGGGCAAACACAGGGCUCACAUGCAACAGGGAUGAUGAGGGACAGGUGGAAACAGUCAGGGGCAGAGUCACAAAACAAGGGGCUGGACUAGACAAAAAAACAAAUGCACAUGGAUAAUCAAAAAGUAAACAGAAAAAGCACAUGGAGUAGUGGGAGGAGCCAACCGUGAUAAUUAGCAAUUAUUGAAUUGAUGGGUUAUUGGAUUCUGGCUCCUUAAGGCUUAAUAAUGGCAAAAUAAUGGACAUAUAAAAAUGUGUGAAAGCUUCAAA
Messenger RNA from Pygocentrus nattereri (red-bellied piranha), 2647 nucleotides. Its product is annotated as cytochrome P450 2C15-like. Gene Ontology annotation, biological process: xenobiotic metabolic process. The transcript is spliced from 9 exons. Gene Ontology annotation, molecular function: iron ion binding; oxidoreductase activity, acting on paired donors, with incorporation or reduction of molecular oxygen, reduced flavin or flavoprotein as one donor, and incorporation of one atom of oxygen; heme binding. The record is from RefSeq and is a predicted model, not a curated record. Gene Ontology annotation, cellular component: intracellular membrane-bounded organelle; cytoplasm. The coding region runs from base 68 to 1573 and encodes 501 amino acids. Lineage: Eukaryota; Metazoa; Chordata; Actinopteri; Characiformes; Serrasalmidae.